AUGGAGAUUAAGACGUUAAUUUUUUUCAUAUCACUCACUUCAAUUCUAUCCAUGGCGUUCUCUAGGAGUACUCGAAGCAAUAUAACAUGGUGGUGCAGCAAUACUCCGCACCCGGAACCUUGCAGAUAUUUCAUGAGCCACGGGCACGGCGCCCACCGUUUCGCUCCGAAACACAUGACUCAGUUCCGGAAGAUAAUGGUUCGACUGGCCUUGGAUCAAGCCAUCAUAGCCGGAAAGAACACCAAGGGGUUCGGCCAUAGUUGUGAGAAUUGGAAGCAGAAGGCAGCAUGGAGAGAUUGUCUCAAGCUCUUUGAUGACACCAUUCAUCAACUCAACCGUACUCUACGAGACCUGGAGAGCAGCAGCAGGAAGAAGAUGAGUUGCAGUGAUUUCGAUGCACAAACUUGGCUUAGCACAGCACUGACCAACAUCCGAACAUGCGAAUCAGGGUUCAUGGAUUUCAAUGUUUCAGAUUCUCUCACUCCCUCGACAUCCAAUAACAUUUCCCAAAUGAUUAGCAAUAGCUUAGCUGUUAACGGGAUCUUCUUGCGUAGGAAAAAUCUUACUGAAGUUUUACCCCGUUGGCUCUCGAGGCUCGAUAAGCGGUUGCUGCUGUCUUCGACAACAAAAGCGAGGGCACAUCUUGUGGUGGCUAAAGAUGGUUUCGGAAAUUUUCGGACGGUUCAAGCUGCUUUAAAUGCUGCCGCAAAGAGGAAAAGGACUACCAGGUUUAUUAUAUAUGUAAAAAGAGGUGUUUAUCGGGAAAAUAUUGAGGUUUCCACUACUAACCUUAACAUUAUGCUGAUUGGAGAAGGCAUGAAACGUACAAUAAUCACCGGCAGCAGGAGUGUCGGCUCAGGUUACACUACCUACAGCUCUGCUACUGCUGGCAUCGACGGCCCUGGGUUCAUGGCUCUGGACAUGACAUUCAGCAACACAGCAGGGCCAUCAAAAGGCCAAGCAGUUGCACUCCGAUCCGCAUCUGAUCUCUCGGUCUUCUACAGAUGUGCCAUCCAGGGAUAUCAAGACACCCUCAUGGUACAUUCACAGCGCCAAUUCUACAGAGAAUGCUAUAUCUAUGGCACCGUAGACAUCAUAUUUGGCAAUGCAGCAGUAGUUCUACAAAACUGCUCCAUCUUUGCCAGAAGACCCUUAAAGGGACAGGCAAACAUGAUCACCGCACAAGGCCGAAACGACCCUUACCAGAACACCGGGAUCGCGAUCCAUAAUUCGAGAAUUUUAGCCUCAAACGAUCUCAAACCGGUGGUCGGUACAGUCAAAACAUACUUAGGGAGGCCAUGGCAGCAGUAUUCUCGGACGGUUGUCCUCAAAACUUAUCUUGACAUCUUAGUUAGUCCUUCGGGGUGGUCGAAAUGGGGCAAUUCUGACUUUGAACUUAAUACAUUGUACUAUGGGGAGUAUAAGAAUUAUGGACCGUCGUCUUCAACUAAAUGGAGAGUUAAAUGGCCUGGUUUUCAUGUUAUAACUAGCCCCAGUGUGGCAUCACGUUUCACUGCUAAUAGCCUUAUUGCAGGCGGAUCAUGGUUACCGGCCACUGGUGUGCCAUUCACUGCUGGCCUAUGAAAAUGUACUAUACAGACCAGAAUUGUCAUUAUUCAUUG
Molecule: messenger RNA, 1622 nt
Organism: Hibiscus syriacus
Lineage: Eukaryota; Viridiplantae; Streptophyta; Magnoliopsida; Malvales; Malvaceae
Product: probable pectinesterase/pectinesterase inhibitor 33
Exons: 2
Coding region: 1-1584 (527 amino acids)
Biological process (GO): cell wall modification
Molecular function (GO): pectinesterase inhibitor activity; pectinesterase activity
Source: RefSeq, a predicted model, not a curated record